ACAUCGAACAUCGAUGGUAUAUCGAUAUUUCUUCUUCUUGCCAAAACAAUUGCCAGUUCCUGCUGUUUUGCUGUUUUUCUUCAGAAGUUGUGACAAAAAUUAGGCAAAAACUCGGUCAAAUAUGGUUAGGGAACGGCUGCAACAAAUGGAGCAUCCUCGGGACACCGCAUAGAUCUGGCAUCGAGCAGCUGGUGGCUCUGCAGGUGCCAUUUUCCACUGGUGCACUGGUGCACCGCACUGCUAUCAACUAUAGUCAGCAUGCAUCUGCCAAAUCAAAGCGAUCCUAUAUUUAGAGCAUGACUCACCUUCACUGAGCAAGGAGAUCAACAGUGCAAGAUUAUUAAAAGGAAACCUGCGAUCGAUUCCGAGCCCACCGGAUGUCCAAGUAUCCGAGCACCCAGAGAGAUGCCUUCCCGCCAGAACUGCCAGCAGUAGCCCGGAAUAGCCGGGAGCCACGCAAGCCGCAGCACGGUAUCAAGCAACGCGAGCCUUUGGUCUUUUUCAUCAUGCGUCUGAACCUGAAAGCCGUGCUGCUCAUCCUCAUUGUGGCCGUGGUGGUAAUAACCCUGGGCGUGUACAUGCGAUGUGCCGCCUUCUCCUUCUCACCGGACUUUGUGCGCACGCUGGACCGGCCGUCAGCCAGGCAGGCCUCUGGCAGUGGCGAUGCCACCGUUCUGCAGGACAUCGAGUGCUCCAUUAACCAGGAGUACAGCGUGCACUGCAAGCGAGACGAGAACGCAAACGAGGUGUACUUGCCCUUCUCCUUCCUGCGAAACUACUUUGAGGUAAGCGGAGCCGUCUCCACCAGCGGCAGCGAGGUGGCCAAGUUCAACUGGAUGCACAGCACGGCCAAGGUGAACCUGCCCAGGGGCAAGUACGACGCGCGCGGCGUAUUCAUGUACUUCGAGAACUACAACGUAGAAGUACGCGACCGGGUGAAGUGUAUCAGCGCUGCCGAGGGCGUGCCGGUUAGCACGCAGUGGGAGAAGCGAGGCUACUUCUACCCCACGCAGAUAGCCCAGUUCGCACUGUCGCACUAUAGCAAGAACCUUACGGAGCCAGCGCCGCGGAUCCGGGUCCUCGAGGACGCCGAUGCCAACCAGAUGGACUGGAGCACCCCCAAAACGAGCAACAUGACACGCAUCUGGCACCACAAGUUCAACACCAGCGUGGUCCAGUUCGAGACCGCGCCCGGCUUUGAGGGCGCCAUUAGCAUCGCCCUCAACCAGACCCUGGACUUGCUGCUUAGUGUGGACUUGCUGUUGGUGACCAAUAGCAGCAGCCUCAUGGUCACCGUCCAAAACCGCGACACGCGGCAUUGUUACAACCUCCACUACAUACCCGCCGAUCUGCUGCUCAGCGUGCAGGACUCUAACAUAUACUAUGGCCUUGGCGGGUCGGCGCUAAACAAAUGGCGGCACAUCACACGGGACCUGCACAUCGACGUCCAGAAGGGCAUCGUCCUGGGGGACAAGCGGUCGCCACUAAAAAUACGACGCUCAGACCUGGAGGUCCUUUCUAUCGGUUUCCUAGGCCUGGGUUUCUACGACAACAUAACGCUUUCUACCAGCGACCAUCUCGCGCACUUUUACGAUGCAGCAGAGUGGUUCGUCCAUAACCAGGAUCCCAAGACGGGUGGCUGGACCAAUCCCGUGCGUCGCAGCCUCAACGGAUUCGCCGAGCUGCGUCCGGGAUGGAUCUCGGCAAUGGGACAGGGCCACGCCAUAUCUGUGCUGGCCAGAGCCUACUGGCAUUCAGGCGGAGAUGAGCGCUACCUACGUGCGGCGGCGGCAGGCCUUCAACCAUACAGGGUAUUUUCACGGGACGGCGGCGUUCUGGCACAGUUCAUGGACAAAUUUUACUGGUACGAGGAGUACCCCACAACGCCACCCUCUUACGUGCUCAACGGAUUUAUUUACUCACUGCUCGGCCUGUACGAUCUCAACAGCACCGCGCCCGUUAAGAUCGCACGAGAAGCUGGCAAACUGUUUGCCCAGGGCAUGUACUCCCUGAAGAAGAUGCUGCUGUUGUACGACACGGGCUCCGGGACCAGCUACGACCUUCGUCACCUAAGCCUGGGCGUGGCCCCAAACCUGGCCCGCUGGGACUAUCAUGCAACGCACGUUAACCAGCUCCUUUUGCUGGCCACCAUCGACAGCGAUCCGCUGAUUGCGCAAACAGCAGAACGCUGGAAGGGCUAUAUGUUUGGCAGACGGGCCAAGCACAACUGAGAACUAAGGAAACUGGCGGCAUACCGUCGUCGAAAAAGUGAUAUUUUGUAAGGCUUUUUGUAAGACAUUGUGUAUGCUUGACCAUUCUAAAUGGUUGCAUUGGGGUGUCACUUAAUUUUCCGGCCCGGAAUUGAUUCCGUGGUUUUAUUUUAUUAUUUCCGAACCUCGUACUUGCUAGCUUGUCUGGCUAGGCGUCUAGGGUUAAGCUAUUGUACCUUUAUCUUCAAUUGCCUAUUAUUCAGCUGUUGGCCACUUGUCUUUAGCAUUUGUUAGUCCCCAAUUUAUAGGCUAAUUGUUUUGGCGAAAAUAUGUAGUUGCACCCGCGCUCACUGGACAAUAUUGAGAAAUUAACAAGAAGUAACUUACAUUUAACACUAAACACCUAUUGUUGUUUUUACAGCGCAAAACUAAGUAGCGUUCGCUAUACUCCACAAAGACCUUAUAAUAACCAUGCCCUUACAAUUGAAUUGCCAUAUGCAAGCAGUUUUUCUGAGCCAUCACGAAAAGUUCGUGUGCACGGCGUUACUAUCUUCGCAUUAUAAGGUCUUUGUCACAACCCUGUAUAAAGUACUGUAGCGAGCUUAGAAUAAUAGUUGGAGUUUGAGCCCAAGUAGCGUCUGUUAUAUGCAUAUGUAUACACCCUCCCCAGUAGAGAUAGUCGUAACGUUCCCACUCAAACUAACUGCCCCAAGAGCCCCAAAAAAUACUUACAUAGGUAAAGAUAACGAUGCACGAUAAUAACAAUUUCUAUUUACGGUAAGCAUGUAAUGUAAUGUAAUGUACUGUAGCGCGUAGGCAACCUGCGGAGGGUACUCUCCUGUAUUUCUCUCAACUUAAACGAUGCCAUUCCAAACUUAACUUUAGUUUACCAUCUGUCAAUUAAGAGUACUAAUAUAUCAUUUGAGUUUGAAUGUAAUCUACGAAUCCGUUAUCUCUGUUGCUUCUACUGACCCAAAACGAGACUGUUCACGAAUAUUAAUUUUUAGUAUUGUGUUAAAAGAAUCGACAUAUUAAAGUACUUAAUUUUAUGUUCUUUGUACACGUCGUGUAUUACAAA
Drosophila kikkawai is the source of this 3288-nucleotide messenger RNA. It is a transcript of the gene Hsepi, whose product is annotated as D-glucuronyl C5-epimerase. Gene Ontology annotation, cellular component: Golgi apparatus. Gene Ontology annotation, molecular function: heparosan-N-sulfate-glucuronate 5-epimerase activity. Lineage: Eukaryota; Metazoa; Arthropoda; Insecta; Diptera; Drosophilidae. Gene Ontology annotation, biological process: heparan sulfate proteoglycan biosynthetic process. The record is from RefSeq and is a predicted model, not a curated record.